Anopheles stephensi (Asian malaria mosquito) is the source of this 18603-nucleotide messenger RNA. It is a transcript of the gene Bruce, whose product is annotated as baculoviral IAP repeat-containing protein 6. Gene Ontology annotation, biological process: apoptotic process; regulation of cytokinesis; negative regulation of apoptotic process. The record is from RefSeq and is a predicted model, not a curated record. The transcript is spliced from 21 exons. NCBI's taxonomy places the organism in Eukaryota, Metazoa, Arthropoda, Insecta, Diptera, Culicidae. Gene Ontology annotation, molecular function: ubiquitin conjugating enzyme activity; cysteine-type endopeptidase inhibitor activity. Gene Ontology annotation, cellular component: nucleus. The coding region runs from base 654 to 17372 and encodes 5572 amino acids.
GGUUCUGCCACUCGCUCACACACACACUCAUAGGAUUUCUUCUGGUCUGGAUCACUUAUUUUUCUCGUCUGCAAUAAGUAAAAAUUUUCGUCCCAGUGCAGCAGCAAUCGGCGGAUUUCAUGGAAAACGUUGUUUGAUGAAAGCCGCCGUAACGAUAAGCUACAAAACACCGCGUCCUGUCGUUCGAAAAAGUUUGCGUCGUCGGUGAAACGAAUGAAAAAUCUCUCGCGUACGGUGUUGAGCUACGACGACUACGACGACGACGACAACGGAGCGAGUAGCAUUUUCCUUGUUGUUGUUCUUUUUCUUUCCUGAAUUUGUCGAACUGGAAGUGGCAGAAAAUUGGCUGUGCUCUCGGGUAUCGGGUGUAAAACAGUUUCGGCGCGCGUGUUUUUUUUUUCUUUCUUUCUUUGCAACGGUUUUGUGAUAAAUCUCUGGCGAGAGUAAAGCAUUUGCAGUGAUCAGCGGCCAUUGGUGUGUGCAAAAUGUGUUCUCCGGACAGCAGUCUGCCAAACACAACGCCGGAAUAGUUUGCUAAUUAAUUGUUAGUCAUCGAGCAGUAGGCGGGGAGGGCGAUUUCCGCAAUCUUCCGGCCUCCUAUAAUAGCAAUAGUUACGUAGCGACGGAGCGUUUCCGCAACGGCACACAACAGUAUGGCCAGUAGCGACGAUCAAUGGCUGAAAGAGGACGGCUAUCUGAAUGUGGAUGCUGAGUCGCGUUGGAUCACGUAUCAUCCGUACUUGAACGUUAUUAUCGUCAUUGGCAGCAACAGUGAGGUUAAGCUUCUGGAUGUCAAUUCCGGUGUCAUACUACAAAGCUACAGAAUAUCGGACAUCAAUUCCGUUCGAUGCCGCUACUUGCCCCAGCAGGAUAAGAUUCUUAUUUGGAACGGUCGCAACAUUUGCAUGCGCGGUGAUUACAAUGGCGUGCUGCUGCUGGACACUAUCCUGCAGGCCCCCGUUACCUCGACCGACGAUCGGGUGCGCCUGGAGUUGCUGCUCACCGAGGCGCACUUGUUCCUGCAGUGCCUCCAAAACCUGGAAGAGCACGGUCUGGAGAAUAUGAGCGACGUUACGAACGAACUGACGCAAAAGAUCAGCGAAGCACAGUCGCACUCGAAGCGCGGUAUUAAGGCACAAAAAUGGGAAACGGUGUGUCUGGAGCUGCCACACUCCUCCCUGCGCAUGGUGGCAAGCGGUGUGGUGAUGCAGCUGCGCCGGCUCGACCAGCACAUCCCAGCGAUGGCCAUUGCUUCGGCAAUAAACGAACGAUUGACGGAUUUGCUUCGGGGCGCGCGGGUGAACGAGUCGGCCAAGUCGGUGCAACGAUUUCAGAUGUACUCGGAGGCCGCACGGCGCCAAACGUUCGAGGCGUGGCCGCACAUGGACUACAAAUGGGUGCUGCCGGAUCAGAUGGCUCAGGCCGGCUUCUACCAUCAGCCGGGCGAGAAUGGCAACAAGGAUCGGGCGAUGUGUUUCACCUGUACCGUGUGUCUCGUGUGCUGGGAGAAAACGGACGAACCGUGGAGCGAACACGAACGGCACUCGCCGGACUGUCCGUUCGUGAAGGGCGAGUUCACGCAGAACGUGCCGCUGUCCGUGACGUACGCAACGAGUCCGGCCAUCGCCACCGCCGGAUUCAGCCUGAUCUCCUCCGGCGAUCGGGGUGUGGUGUUCUGUACCGGCAACCCUGCCGGGGACGUAACGGUGUGGAACAUUGAGCGACAGCUGACAAAGGUGCACGAGUUUCAGGUGAAGCUGCAUCCGGACAUCCUGACGACGACCUCGAUCAGUCCGACGGCGACGGUCAACUCGCUCGAGCUGAACGCUUUGGCGGCGUACUUUGUCCGCUCGCCGGCGGGUGGAAGCGCACUGCAGCAGCGCCGUGCCUCGCUCUCCCUGAAACCGAAGAUGCUCGGCACGAAGAUAGUGGCCGGGGUGCGUGUGAACAGCACGGAAACGAUCGACAAGGAGGACACGUACGAUGACGCGUACGAGCACGAACCGGAAACGACGCUUUUGCUAAUCGUGUACAACAUUGAGGACCCGGCCAUGGAGGAAGCGUCCCCGCCCGGCGCAGCAUCACCCACACUGUGUGCCACCCCUGCCCAGACUGCCCAGGUGUUGCUGAAUGCGGCCGGUGGCGGUGUUGGCGGUGGAGGGAAUGCUAUCAAAUCGAAUCUGUUUACUAUCAUGGAAAGCACGGAGGACGAAUCGGUCAAACUGCUGGCCGAGCGAUCCAACGCGCUGAUGAACGAAUUGCAGCACGCGAAGCAGAAGCUCGUAACGCAAAAGCCAUCCUCCAAGCCGAAGAAGAAACACUACACGGAUGUUAGCGAGCAUGAUAGCAGCAAAAUGAAAAGUCUGUCAACAGUGGAUUCGGCUGCGGCACCCACGACCACAUUACCGUCCACCUCGAUGAACAUUGUGACGGAUGUGUUGGCCACCGGCAUAACCGUUAGUGUGCCGGGCACUGAAGGAGGCGGCGGCGGUACCGGAGACGGGGGCGGAGGAGGAGGAGGAGGAGAAGGCGGUGUUGGCGGUGGCGGGGAAAGUGGCGGUGCAGUUGAUGCAAUUUAUUGCAUACCGCUGCAGUACAUCGAACUGCCACCGAUCAUGGUGGACUCGUGCGCCCAAUACUACAUCUCGGACACGGUUCCAUCGAGCGAUAACAGGUAUCUUUUGGUGGUGGUCAAAUACGACACCAGUAGUGCAGAGAACGCGGGCCAGGCAAUCACCGAGUCUGUUGCGGAUGAUGCGGCCAAGGUGGACGACAAUGAGGAAACUGCGGGUCCGCUUUGGCAUGCCGUGCUGCUGCUGUACUUGCUGAACGAGGAUGGGCUGGUGCGUUUGGAUCAGCCGCUGAUGUUGUGCUUGAAGCAAGAGCAGGUGCCGCUCGAGAUAACGAUGCUGCCCAAAUGUGACGGCACCGGGCGGUACUUUGGUGGACCGGAAACUGACCAAGGCAUCUUCGUGAUGACAUGUGCCGAUGGGAAGCUGCGCAUCGUUUCGCUAAAAACGUUCGACAUCAUCUCGGAAGCGUCCGUGAAGGAUGAUCGGUUCGUUUCGGCAACGUACUGCAAAAGCUUGGAGCGGCUGUGCGGUUGCACCGCCAAAGGAUGCCUUCACUUCUACUCGUUCUACGAUCUGGACGCGGACUCUAGUGACGAGCGCGACGAAGAGACCGUUGCACAGACGUCACUAGCAUCAGCAAUCGAUUCCGGUGAUAAAGUUUAUGGAACGACCGGAGUUGAUGGCGUGACACCGAUCGACGUUAUCGACAAUAGGAGCGCCACGUCGACCGUACCACCGGCGGGAGUAUCGAACAGCGACGGAACGGGUGGAACUACACCGCAGCAGCAGCAGCAGCAGCAGCAGCAGCAUGCGCAACAUAAUCCAGAGGGCGAUGGACAGGAGUGUUGGCUAGCCUUCCGGCCGGACGUCGGCAGCAACGUCAACCACCUGAAGAUGCUGCACACGCUAACGCUGUUCAGCGAGCUGCUAACGCCUUACUCGGCUGAAGUGCCUGCCUGUUGGAAUGAGCUGGAGCAAGCCCAAAAACAGCGGCGAAAUCCGCAACAUCUCCGGCCCGGCGAUGACACCCAUCUGACGAAAACUUGGCGUCUGCACAACGAUGCCUCCACCUGGGAUGAACACCUGAUCGAGCUAAAUCUCCCCAAAUGCACCUCGCUCGGUCAUAUCGACUUUAAGUUUUCGCUCUAUCAACCGUGCGCCAACUCGCCCGCGAUUCAGGUAACGCUGCUCAAGCAAAAGUCGAUGGGCCUGUGCACGCGCCGCAAACCCCAAUCGAUAAAUCGCGUCGAUGAGUCGAUCAACUUUAACAUCGGUGCCGGCGAAGGCAAGCACUUUGUAGAAAAUCCGGUACUGAGUGAAGAGUAUUUGCAAGCCCGAAAUGCAGAGAUCGUCGUCGGCCCGAUCGAGCUGGCCUCCUGCAUGGACCUGAGCGAGCAGGGCGGCUGCGUAACGCUCACCAGUCCGAAGCUGCUAAAAUCCAAAGGUCGGAACUAUUUGCUGCACAUUAAAACAAUGACGGAUCUGUCGAAGGAUGGGCAAGGCAAAACAAGAGUGCCGGCCCGGAAGAAGGGCAUUACGAGCAUUCUGCUGACAUCGUUGUCGAACAUCUCGUCGGCACAAUCGAACGCGCCUCCCUCCGGUGGCGGCGGCGGCGGCACUGUACAAGUCGGUAAGGAUGGCUCUUUGACGAUUUUCCCCGUGCCCUCGCCGGCCGGGUCGUCCGCUGCGACGAUCAAAACGCGACCCAAUGAUUCCUCCUGCAUAGGGUGCGACUGGUUGAAUGAAAUAUCCAUCACGGUGCGGGCCACACGGCAGCUGUACAAGGUUGAGCACGAGCGUGCCCAACGGUUGGCCAUGUUGGACUCCAACAUGCUGCUGGAAAAUUUGCUAGCCCUUCUACAUCAGCAGCGCACGGAAGCGGAGGAGAAGCAGGAUGUUGAAGCUAGCGGCGAAAAAGAAAAUGCCACCACGGGCGGCACAUCAUCGUGCGCAGGUGCGGCACCGUCGCCGGAUGAGAAUAUGAUCGUAACGCAGCAGAAUCUUGCGCUAGACAUUCUCAUCUGGAUCGUCACGAUACGUAUGAUGCGCUAUCGCUAUCCGAAGAAUCCGUUCGCCAAACGGGCUGCCCCGACCGAGGUGCGGCACGUGGCGUCCAGCGAUCUGAAUGUCCAGCAAACGGAAUGCGUGCAGAUCAUUGAGAAGCACCUCGAGCAAACGAUUCGCCAUUGCAUUGUGCUGGCCAAUCGAAGUAUCGCGCACAAGUGUGUGAAAUUCAUUUCCCUUGCACUCGAGGGAGCGCAAAACAUGGUCGACAAGAACGUGUGUGGCGCGUUCGAGCAAUCGCUCAACGAUGCGAUCGUCAAAUGCUUGCCAGACAUUGUCAAUGCGAAGCAUGCGGGCGCCUUGCGCUGGUUUACGCUGCUCGUGUCGGGCACCACCAUGGUGGAGCAUCAUUCGGGGGUGGCGGAUCACUGCAUGCAGCUGCUCAAAUCGGUGGCCGAAGAAAUGCGCAAACGCAACAAUCCGUACGCUGCACUGCUGCGUACCCGGUUCGGUCUGCACGGAUCACCGUUCGACUCGGAAGUGUUCGAAUCGCCGUCGAUGGAUGGGCGCGCAGCGUUUGGCGGUGGUGCUGCCGGAGGAUAUCCGUUCGGGUGCGGAACGGCUACGAACGGGCUGAAUAUGAACGGUGGUGGCGGUGGUGGCAAUGGGGGUUGCAAUAGUACGAGCAAAGGUGGCGGCACCAGUGCGAGCGGCGGCCCACCAAUCGGUUCGUCCGUCCUAACCGGUCCGUCUCCGAUCGAUUUGCGGCUGAUGUGCUUUGCGGACGGUGCCGAUCUGAAGUGCUUGUUCGAUCAGCUGCGCAGUCGCAGCAUUGGGUCACACUUCAUGGGUUUGCUCGAGGUUGAGCCGCUGCAUUACUCUUGCUGUGCCACGUCCGAUGCAACCCGGUUGGAAAAUAUCGAUGCGAACGGCAACACCACCACCACUACCACCACGACUAGCAGCAGCACGGUGAACGGGUUCGGUGGUCCCGGUGCCGGUGGAAUGGGUAACGGUAUCACGAUCGAGCCCGUGUCCGCCGCUGCAAACAUGCUGCUGGAAAAUACGGCCGGCGUUGGUGCGUUCACCGUGGAUGUGAAGGUCGACAUUCCGCAAGACGCACAGGCAGGAGAGCACAGCGACACGAUGAUCGUAUCGUACCUGGGUUCGAGUCCGCAGCAAACUAAUACCAGCGGCAAUCAGGGCAAGGGUACCAUCGGAAGCAGCGGCAGCACCAGCAGCACUGUUGGUCCUUCUAACAAGAAGUCUACCACCCAGUCCAGCGGGCUUGAUAAGGAAAACAUCGGUGAUGCGUUGAUGAACAAUGUGAAAAACGUGCUUGUCGAUAAGAUUUUCUUCAAGGCACUGCAAACACACAAGCUAAAGUCGGCUGGAAAUUCGACUGCUGACACCAUUGGCUUCCCGACCUACCUGCAGCAAUCGCACACCGAUAACCACACCAAACCGCACGCCAUCAACAUCGGAAGUGAGGAGGAAAUGGUGAAAUUUGAUCCGUUCAGCAUUGUGGACGAUGUGGCUACCUGUGUGCUGUUCAAUCCAGCUGAUCAAAAGACUGCACCGUUGAUCAUAUCGGACACGGCUGCGGUGGAAGUGUCGGCUGGUGCUGCUGCUGCUCACGGCAUAAGCAGUGCGGCCCGUGCAUCGAAGGUGGUGUCCUUCGUGUCGAACGAUGCGACCAAUCUGGAGCUGCAGCAGGGGGGACCUCAUACCUCGCUGCUGGACAACAAGAUUCAGGAAUAUUUUGAUGAAAAGAGCACCGCCGCUGAGGCAGAAAACGGGCUCGAUCAGUCCACCGGCGGCGGCGGCGGCGGAUUGCCGUGGCACAAGCUGCUCGCCAGCCCACCGAAGCAGACGAUCGUGGUUGAGCGGAUGCACUCGUCGGCCAUUCGGUACGUGACGCUUGACUUUGGCGCACCGGUCAUGCUGACGGAUGUGAUCAUUCCGGCCCAUUCGGAUCUGGCCUCGCUCUCGAUCGACGUGUGGUGCUUCGAGGAGGAAGCGGACAGCGUGCGGCUGGUCGUUUCGCAGGACAUUCACUCGCGCACACUGGUGUUGAGCGAUCUGCAGCCGCCUCCGAUCUGUCGGUAUCUGAAGAUCACGAUCACCGGCCGGUACGGAAUGACGGCCACCCGUUGCCGCAUACCGAUGGGUUCGUUCUACGGGCAUAUCGUUAUUCUGGACCGUGAAGCAUACGCAGAUCCGGUGAUGAAAUUCCUCCACAAAAGGAAACCGAACGUAGCGACGCAGCUGAAGGUGUUGAAAGCGUUGUACGAAGAUGUCCACUGCCGGUACUGCUUGGCUAGCAGUAAGCUGAUGGAUCUGCUCGUGCCGUAUCUGAACAGCGACGCAUCGAACAUCGCACACAUGCAAGCGUUUCUCAAUCGCAUGAAAGAUACCUCGUUUGGCGGUGGGCUGGGUGCCGACAUGUACGGCACGUACGGCAGCACUGUGGGCGGCGGCGGUGGAAGCAGUGCUUCGGUCGAGUGCGCGAAGGUGACGGCGGCGUACGAAGAAUGUAUCGGAUUUCAGCACCAGCUGAACGUGAUUCGUCGCGUGAUCGAUCGCAUAAGACCAUCGAUCGAGCCGAAUCAUCCGCUGCUGGUGCAACUGAUGCUGCCAACACAGCCCGCGCCGCUAAAGACCGGUUGCAGCGAUCUGAGCUCGAUCUACACGGAUAAGCUGCGCGUCAUGAGCGAGUGCUUGAUCGAGAUAAUAUUGCAGCUCAUAACGAUGUACGGUGGCAGCAGCAGCAGCAGCAGCAGCAGCACGUCAUCCUUUGGGGUGGCAAUUGAUCAGCCCAAUGUCGAUCGGCAGCAGCGUAUGAAUCAGGAAAUGUGCAACUUGCUGUUUGACACGAUGGUGAUUGCCGGCGAUGCGCAUACACAGCUCGCGACCUGCUCUAUGCUCGUUCGCCUGUGCUGUUUCGAGUCGUGGUGGGGCGAUUUUCUAGCCGAUAAGUUCUUGACGCUGUACUCCUCUCAGAAUGAACGUAUUUUCCCGCAAGAUCGCGUGUUUCUGUUGCUAACGUAUCUAGGACGGCGUAGUAUCGCGAUCGGCCGCAGCCGGACAACGGUUAUCGAUGCGAUUCUGCGCAGUUUAGCCACACUGCUAGCACCAUUGGCCGCGAACGGUGCGAGCGGUUUAAGCAUCUGGUGCAGUACGGAUCUAAACUUGCUUGGCUGGAUAUUGCUGUUCUUGUCCGUGUGCCUGGACGAUGGGACGGAGGGUAGAAAGGAUCAGAACAACAUGCGCUGGGACUUUAUGUCCGGCGAAACGGACAUGGUAAAGGCUCGGAUGAACAUGAGCAACAGCGGGCUGCGCACGCUAACCCGAUCGUUCAAGAAGCGGCUCAUUCAAACGAAGCAAUACAGUCAACUGUCGGGUGCCACCUCGAAGCUGGAAAUGGCCUUGAAGCAGCAAGAAAAUCAGCUAAAAAAGCUGACCGUCAACAUCAAGCAAAGUCUGGGCGAUUACAUUAAUGAAAUCAACAGCAAAAUGAAGGAAAUUGGUGAAAACGCCAUUGCCGCCCCGUUGAGUAAGAACGAGCUGUCGCAGGACGGCAACAGUGUAGUAUCGUGUUCGUCGAGCGGAAACCACACGGCAUCGUCCAUCGGCAGCAGCGUUGCGGCUAAUGCUGCGAAAAUCGGUGGAAAGUUUGUCAAUCUUGCUGCUGCCGCUGGCGAUCGUACGAUACGAGACGCGUCGAACGAGGCGGGCGGCAGCAGCCAUGCAGCGUCCGCUGCCAAGGACGAUGGUGAGACUCCAUUCGACACUGGGCUGAAGGCGAUGAAAAUCGACAAGAUAAUUGUCGUGAUUCGUGGCCUCAUUGGGUUGCUGCUGAGCAUGGACUUUACCUGCAACAUGGAUCUGUUCCUUAUCACGUGCAAGAUAAUCGCUCGCCUGGUGCUGGCCUGUCGACCGGCGCUGCAGCUGUCAAAGAUCAUUACCACGAACCAACUGUUGCAGCUGGUCCGGAUUGCGGUGUGGGAAAAUCAACAGCAACCGUGGACAGUGCACGCCAUCACCUGCCUGCUGCAGGAUGUGCUGGAGGCCGAUAAAAGCUUUAAGGAUGCGGACAGCGAUUCCUCCGAUUCGCCGGGCGAGGAAGGUUCGGCGACGGCAGGGGCAGCUGCAGCCAAUCCGAACGGAGCACCACCUUUGCACUCGAUGCGGCCACCGGUAGAGGUACCUUACAAGCAGCAGCAGCAGCAGCAGCAGCCGCAGCAUCCCUUGCAAAGUACGGCACAUCAUGUUUCUUGCGAUCUCAGUUACGCCGAUGUAGCGAAGAAUCAGCUGUCGUCGGUGGUCGAGUGCGAUGAUUCAGAGUUUGAGGAGAUAUUCAUCAUCAAUGACAUAUAUUCGGCUCGUGAGAAGCGGUUCCUCAAGCGCGAUAUCGGUUCGUUUGCUUCCUUCGCCAGUAAAUACAGCAUCACGAACAAAACCGUGUCGGCUGCGAUGGACGCUCGACUUGAGAUGGGCCUGGACACUAAUGUGGAGAUCGUUCUUCGGCGCCUUACCACUCGGUCAGCAUUCAAUCUGAUCAGCAGCUUGCCGCACGUUUCGAUGAUGCCCGAGCAGCUGGUCGGAGCGGCGGGGGUCAGCACGUCGGGACAGCCAUCCGAAUCGGCUUCAUCCGCAUGGCCUGAAACCAUCAUGGACGUCUGGUCUGGGCCCGAGUAUCUGCUGGGCACUGAGACGAACAGCAUGCUGACGGAAGUGUUUGACAAAAUUCUUUCCGACUUGCAUCAGCUCGAUUCGUGGCUCAACUUGGAGAAAAUUCUCCAACUGUGGUUGACGCUGAACGGCGAAACGCUCGAAAACCUGCCGGGCAGCAAUGCGACCGGACUGAACCCGUACUCGUUCCCGCGCAUUCCGUUCGGCGAUCGGGCGGUGCGCGGACUGCUGAAAGCAUUGGCGACCCAUCCGAACAUCAAGCUGCGUGCGUGGUGCCUUGGCUUUCAUUGCCUGAAUUUGGCUUGCAAGCCGCACUUUGAGGCGGAUUGCAUUGAGGCGAUGUCCACCAGCAGCGACAACCAUUUCCGGCGCAUGGGCAAUCUGAUCGUCAAUGAUGAAAACUUUGAAAAGAUGCUGCUGCGCUUUUUCUCCGGCGCUGACCAAUCGAUGAUAUCCAUGGAUGGCAGCAGCAGUCGUUACGCUGGGCCAACGGUGUGUAAGCUUGUGGUGGAGCUGUUCGUGUGGCUGGAGUUACGCUGCAAUGUGAAGGACAAGUUGAAGCAAACGCUGCUGCGCGUAACGUUGCAUCUGGUGCAGUUCGGUGGAGCGAUUGCCAACCAGCAGGGUCCCAUCGACGCCCAGAGUCAAAUGAUAAAGGAGCUGUUAAACUUCCUGUACGACAAGAGCGAUUUGGGCAUUGCGAUGAGUGUGAUUGAGUGUGUUUCCCACCUGGUUUACAAUAACGUGGUGAAUGUGGAUAAACUGUACUGUCAGAAAACGACGGAUUCGAGCAACUCGAGUGGCAUGCUGGGUGGCGGGAUGCGGUUCAGCAGUCUCUUUGCCACCGUGUUCAACGCUGAAUCUAAUCGUGCCUGUAAAUCGGCCACCGACAGCUCACUGCUGGUAGAUCUGCUAAAGCUGGCCUCGAUUUUGGUUAAUACGAAAAAUCCUCACACCACCACCUCCGCCGCCGCCGCCGCCGCGGGCAGUGAGGCCGGAUCGUUGGAUGAUGGUCAUACCGGUACGCCCACUGUUGGCGUUGACAAUUUGAACACAUCGAGCGAGAGCCAGACGGAUGAAAUCAAGGCAGAACAGCAGCAUACCGGCGCUGCUGGUGGUGGUGGUGGUGCUACAAGCGCAGGAAAUGUUCCGGGCAGUGGGCCCAACGGUGGAGCUAAUGCUGCCACAGCGGCAACCAGCGAGUCCCGCCCGAAGGUACCGUGCUUUGCGGACACCGUGUUGCAACACUCGCCGACGAUGAAUCGGUUGCUGAGCGCUCUUUCGCACUGCAACCAUUCGUCGCUAACGAUGCUGGUUGCGUCCACAGUCAGUUACGGUGCAACGGGUUCUGAAGGCAGCAGCAGCAGCGCCAAGACCAUUCGCAACACGCACCCGGAACUGUGCACCGUGGCAGAUGCCGUAUUUCAGUUGCUGCUUUACCUCAGCCGCACCGCGUCCCAGAACGAGCUGGUGGUAAAGCCGCUGUUCGAGUACAUUAACAACGCAUCCAACGUGCGACACCCGAUGCCGAAGCUGCACCUGUCGGAACCGUUCCUGUGGUUCAUCCUGAAAGUGCUCGGUACGCCCGCGUCGGUUGCCAUCUUUACCGAGCUGGGCGGCAUACAGGUACUGUGCGAGAGCUUGGUACGCAGCAACCGGGCGCUGAUAAACACGCAACCGAGCCUGGUGUCGAUGAUCAUGCAGCGGCUGUCGAAGUCAUCGGUCGGUUUACAUGGAGGCAUGGGUAUGGCGGGUACCGGCGCGGCGGGAGCAAGCGUAAUGGCGGGUGGGAACUGUGGUGGAAGCUCAUCGAAGAAGAGCACCCCUGUCAUAGCGACGCCGCGGAACGAGGAAGGACUGAUCAACUUCGCGCCCUACUCCACCAUCACCUCGGACAAUCUGUCGGUGCAGGCGGCGGAUGUGUUAAUACAGGCGCCGCUCGCUUCCCACCGUCGGGCGCGUAAUCCGGCUUGGAGUUAUCUGUUCUACCCGAACGAAUCGAACGUCGAUCUGACGAUCACACUGCCGACGGCUGUGCUGCUGAAGGAGGUGCAGCUGCAACCACAUCUGGCGACACUUGCCUCGUGUCCUUCGGCGGUAGCGAUCGAGGUGACGCGGGACAGCAUCCUCGGUCCGAUACCGAUCACGCAACCGAUUUCGACUGUCGGCAUGACAUGCAUUCGGUUGCGCUUUGCUCAGCCGGAAAUUGCCACGAGCGUCAUCAUCCGGCUGUACCGUCCGCGGGACGCACUGAACAUUGGAUUGACGCAGAUAUCCAUUCUCGGAACGACCACAUUCGGGGAGAUGAUGCCACAAACGGCAGGACCGUCCGGGUUCGGUGCGGGAUCGAUGCAAAACUGGCCCAGCUCUUCGAUUGUAGCGAUUGGUGGAGGUUCGGGAUCGACCGUGAACCUCAAACCGUCGAACGAUUUGUGCAGCUACCGGAAAGCUUUCGGUUUGGUCGAUGCGGAUGAAGGAGUUGGACUGGGCGCUGCUGGCGGCAGCUUGGACGACGAUCGUUCGGCCGGAGCGGCACGCACCAGUCUCGGCUGGUUGCGCGUACUGACGCAGUGUUUCAGCGUAACCAUCUACUACGCCGAUCAGCAGCUGGCGAAUCGUGUGAUUGCGGCCGCCAACGAGGUGACCGGGUUCCUGGAGGCUUGCUGUGCGUUGCUCAACAUCGCGCCGAACAGUCCGAACGACACGCUGCAAAAUUUGGAAACCGUACUGCUGAAGCUGGGACUGCACAGCCGUGAGAUGGGCUUGCGGCUGAUCAACACGCUGCUGAAGCAAAGCAUUCCGCAGACGUUUCAGCUUUCGAACGACUCGAUCGCCGACCUGCUGUAUCAGCUGUGUACGAUGCAGAACGAGCACACGCGCGAUCGGCUGCAGGCCAUGCUGGACUGGGUGCUAACGCUGUACGAGCGAUAUCAGCAGACGAUGGGCGCGAUGGGAGCGGGCAGCGGCGGAAGCACGCUCAAUCAGCACCGUUUGGCGCUGCACGCGACCAACCCGUACAGCGGCUUCGUCAGGUGUUUGGCCGCCAUUCUGUGGCAGGUGUUCGCCACCGACCUGAUUCCCGAUCUGCUCGAUAUGGUCACGCGGGAGCUGUUCGAUGUGCUGUUCAACUGGCUGCAGGAGCUUAAGCAGCAGGAAGGCGCAAGCGGCGGUGGCGGUCCUUUGAAGAAAGCGAUCGACGCACUGCUCUGUUCGGUGUGCUGCAUUCGGCCAGAGUUUUUCACCAUGCUGCUGCGACGGAUGGGUGUGCUGGUGCCGAAUCUGUCGACCGAUCUGACCGCCUCGAUCUCGGACGACCGUAAGGACGGGGAACGGCGGACGGACGACAGCAAGCAGGAAGAGUCGGACACGACCGAAUGGUACAGCCAUCUGGUGAUAGAGGAUAUCGCCUGCCUGGACCUAUCGAGCAGCCAGCUGGCCACGAUUGCCAUGGCCAGUCAGUCGCCGCUUGCCGUACAGCAGCUGAUCGAUUCCGGGCUGCCGAAGCUGCUGAACUCCGUCAUCCUGGAGUUUUGCCGCCGAGCGACGAACGGUUGCGCCGAACGGCUACGGCGUGGCGGCAGUUCGUCUGCCAGUGCGUCGCCCGAGGGCUGUUUAACGGACGCCGACAAGUGGAGCGGAGGGGAGGCGACUGAAAACACGCCCGCCCUGCCGAUGGUGAACAUACACAAGGUGACGGAGAUUUUGACCUUCUUCACGGACAUGUGCUCCGAAGGACACAUGCGCGAUUGGCUGGGCAGCCACGAGGGUGCGAUCUUCUGGGAACCGUUGCUGCUGUUGCUGUGCAACAGCCAGCUGGCGAACGUGACGCGCGAUAUAACCACACAGUCGUGUCUCGAGCUGGAAGAGUGCUUCAUCAAGUUCCUGUCGCGCGUUACGAGCUGCCAUCCGAAAAAUCAGGAAGUGUUGACAAUCAACCUGAUCUCCGUGAUACGCAAGUCUGACCCAGCGGAAGAAGCGAUGCACAGUGCCGAUGGUGGUGGUGCUGCUGCUGCUGCUGCCGCACCGUCCAUGUCCAAUCCGGUAUCGCGAAACUGUAUAUCCGGCUUCACUCGUCGCUUGCUGUUGCAGAUUUUGCUCGAAAGCGAAAAGAUAAUGGUGGCGGUGCGUAGCGAUCUGCCGCUGCUGCAAAGCAAGGAAGCAAACGGUGGAACGGCGGGUGGUGGUGGUGGGCUGUACAACUCCAUUGCCAACCAUCCCUCGAAGCGACCCAACGCACAUUUGAUGCUGUUCCAGCUGAGCACCAACGCCAAGUGUCAGGAUAUUUUGGACCAGUGUGCGGCUGCCGUUUAUCAGCCCAUCUUACCGUCGGCCGUCCCAGUGUCCACCGGGCCGGCUGCUACCGGUUCCCCAUCCUCGGUUGUUGCAGCUACGGCCGCCAGCUCCGCUGCAGGUGUGACUGCUGCAUCAUCUUCCAACACCGGGGACCUGCCGUUGCUAGCUGCCAGCAAUGUUAGUGGUCAGCCGCCCAUCGGUUCCUCCGCGGCCGGGCAGAGCAACGCACAAAGCUGCCGCGAGAGCGAACUGUGGGAGCUGGGAAUGGGGCUUGAGUUUCUCAGCGUUGCAGCGGGAGUGACGGCGAAGGAUAAGCGGUUGAAGGAGGCGAAAAAUCAGGCUACCACGAUGCGACGAAAGGAUCUGCUGUCCAUGUUCAAAAUCAAGAUGGACGACUCGAAGCUGUCCGCACCGGACGGUAUGUUCCUGACGCACUCAGCCGUACCGGAAGUUAUCAUAACGAGCGAUACCACUAUCUCGCAACUGUUGACCAUGCUGAAAUCCGCGGGAAUAUCGCUCUCCAUACCGUGCAUCAAUCUGAACUUGAUUGAUGCCAAAACGAGACCUACAGCCGUCGAUGCAACGGGUGGAGAAUCAUCGUCUUCAUCGUCCGGCGCGGGAUCAUCGGCGUACAUGCGUGCGACCGAGUUCCUGCCCUUACCAUCGCCGCUGCAGAUAUUCUCCAGCCGGGGCGGUCUCUCGCUGCUGGCGCACUACCUACCGACCGUGUAUCCCGAGAUGCCGAAGUGUAACGCGCACUACCUGGACAAGGACCGUAGUCCCGCGGGAGGGGUGGGCGUGGGUAGCGCCGGUGCCGGCAACGAAUGGGUCAAGCUCGAGCAGAUGGACGAGAUCUACGAGGACGUAGAUGAUAUGCCGGAAUCCUCCCCGAAAGCGCAAUCGAUAACCGCAAUUCCGCAGCAUUCGCUCGCCGCCUUCGCACUGUUCCUGAAGCUUCCGGCCUACUCGGAGGUGCUGCUCAACGAUACCGUCCGGGCGCAGUGUUUGCUGCGCCUGAUACUGGGCGUUACGAGUGACGGCGAGGGUAACGAGAUCUACAGUCUGCCGCUGUCCAACACACUGCCCACGUUACCGUUCGAAGUGUUCCGGCAGCUGCUAGAAUCGUCCCCACUCACCACGGACGAUGGAGUGUUGCUGCGACGGAUGGUGAUUGAGGUCGGUGCGAUACAUCUCGUGUUGAACUGUCUCAGCAUCUUCACCCACCAUAACAGCAGUGGAUCGGUGUUGCUGCGAACAGGUGCAACGACAUCGUCCGUACCGGUAAGCACUAGCAGCACCAGUGCGCCAUCUAAUGCGUUCGUCUCGCUGUAUCAAGGAAUAGCCAACGCAGGCGGGUCCAACAAAUCUUCCUCCACCAUGACUGGCCACGCAACCGCGAACAGCACAGAGGAUCAGCUGAACGCCGACGAUAAGGGGCACAUGUAUUGGGCCAAGGGGACCGGUUUCGGUACCGGUUCGACGCAACAAUCCUGGAACGUGGAGCAGGCUCUGAUGCGGCAGAAAAGCGAGGAAGAACACGUGACCGUGCUGUUGCAGGUACUAUCGAGUUACAUAAAUCCUGGCUGCAACAGCUACGUGAUCAGCAGCUCGGGCACGGAAGAGUUGCAUAAUUACAAAGAUUCGUUUGAAUCGGUCGGCGAUCUGCCGCCCAUCUUCCUCGAUCUCAUCCAGCAAAGUUGUCUCAUUCCCGCCUUAAGUUCCUAUUUGCGCAACGAUUCAGUGCUGGACAUUACGCGUCAUAUUCCUCUGUACCGCGCCAUCCUGCAGCUGCUGCGAGCGAUUUCCGUGUCCAACCAGCUGGCGAUGCUGCUGGUGAACAAGAAUUCGAGCGAGAGCAAGCUGUCCAUCGCUGGGCUGCUGUCCAACAUGAAGGCCUGCGUGGAUACUUAUGCGAGUCGAUUGAAGGUGAACAAAAAAUCCAACCUGAAAGGACAGACGCAGAAAAUUAUCGUCUCGUUGGACGAUGGGGAUGACGAAGGGCUGGCACUGAUGAUGCACGACAUCCAGCUGACCUCGCUGCUGGUGCAGAACGCCACAAACAUUGACACCGCGAGUGCAAAUGACGAGAGUGAGAAGCAAACGAUUCCGCGGCCAAUCACAAAAUCGGUGGAAGACAAGUAUCUGGAGAUAAUGAAAGCGUUACAGUUUGACACCUACGAGAUGAUUGCCGAAUCGGAGAAUGGCUAUCGGUUUACGAUAUCGCACCACUUUGAAACGAACGUUCGCAUGGCUGGGGACCGUGGUCAUCCGGGGCGGGUGAAACGGUUGGCACAGGAAACUGUAACGCUGUCCACCAGCCUGCCCCUGUCGUACAGUAGCUCGGUGUUUGUGCGCUGCGACACGGAUCGGCUGGAUAUCAUGAAGGUGCUGAUCACUGGACCGGCCGAGACGCCGUACGCUAACGGUUGCUUCGAAUUUGACGUGUACUUCCCACCGGACUAUCCCAACUCGCCGAUGAUGAUAAACCUGGAAACGACCGGGCGCAACACCGUCCGCUUCAAUCCCAACCUGUACAACGAUGGCAAGGUUUGCUUAUCGGUGCUGAACACGUGGCACGGCCGGCCGGAGGAAAAGUGGAACGCGCAUACGUCCAGCUUCCUGCAGGUGCUCGUGUCCAUCCAGAGCCUUAUUCUCGUGCCCGAACCGUACUUUAACGAGCCCGGGUUCGAGCGCAGCCGGGGUACACCGACCGGCACGCACAGCUCGCGGGAGUACAACAGCAACAUCUAUCAGGCGUGCGUGCGGUACGCGAUGCUGGAGCAGUUGCGCCAUCCGUGUCCAUGCUUUCAGGACGUCAUACACGCGCAUUUCUGGCUGAAGCGCAACGAAAUCUGCAACCAGAUCGAGGAAUGGAUUGCCGAGCUGAGCCAUCCGCUGCAGCACGAGCGCACGGGCCGCACCAUCUCGUUCAAUGCGAUGGUACUGCGGCGCCAGUACAAGCAGCUGCGCGAAGAGCUGGCUAAGCUGUCGCCUCCGGACGGGCUGGAGGAGGCGGACUAUCCGUUCAACGCCGGAAGCAACAUGACACCUACCACACCGUCGUCCACCGCAGCCGCCGGUGGUGGCACCACGAACGCCACCGUUCCGCUUCCCCCGGCCUGUCCGGCCGGAUCGCUGAUGCAUUCUUCGUCGUCGUGUUCGUCCUCCUCCUCGUCGACGUCUUCGUCCUCGUCCAGCUCGUCGUCCAGCUCGUCGUCCUCGUCGUCGUCCACCUCAUCCUCAUCGUCCAAUUCGUCGACCCACAGCCAGCAGCAAGCCGUCGUCAUGAACGUCGUGACGGAUAGCGGCGCAGUGGACGGUUCCGAGAGCGUUCUGCUCCAGGCAGGCGAUGGCGUUACGGGCAGCGUCGAAGACGUGAAGGAUGAGGCGCGCGGUGACGGUGGCAUGAUGACGGAAGAGGUGGCCGUUGUGUUUAGCGAUCAUUCGGAGGAGCCGGGUAGCGAAAUCAAUGUCCAUUCCGGAACGGGUUGUUCGGUGGGCGGUGGUGGAGGUGGAGGUGGCGGCGGCGAUUGCAGUGAAUCUUCAUCCAGCGGCAGCAGCAUCGUGACGGGCGUUUCGGCUGGUUCUGUCGAUAAUAGUAGUAGCAGCAGCGAGUCGACUGCCGUUACCGGUGGCCUGUCCGAGGAGACGGCCGGAUCGAACCUGCUGGCGACGACCGCCGACGACGACAUUAGCAGUAUCAACAGCAUCGAGAAGCCGAUCGGCGCUAGUGGCAGCAGUGUGCACGAAUCCCUGGACGAUGAGGCCGACCUGUCGCUGGAGGAGAUGGCACUGUCGAUGGUUUAGGUAAGUCUCGGCGUCGGUCCCGCGCAGGCUCUACACAGCACAUCGCACCCCAGAAGCACGCGAAGGAAGGGUAGUAGAAAGCCGGUAGUAAAUUCAAAACCUGAUUGUUGUGUAUGUUUAAGCGCCAAGAUCUUCCGCUCCGGAUUGUGGAGCGUGUGCAUGUGUGCCACAGAUUUCGAGAGAGUCAGCGAGCGAGCGUACAGCGUGCGUGCGUGUGAUGUGAUAUAAUUAGUUUUGCUAAUAUGAAUUCGCGAAACAGCGGGUGGUGGGCUUUCGAUCUCAAACGGAAACUGAUCCCACGGCGACGAGAGCACACGAUGAAGUACGGGAUGCAGCUGCAACUCAAAAAUGGCGUGUGGGUUGGGUGGCACAGCUGGGUUGAGCGGAUAAGGUAGUAGUGGUAGGACGCAGCAUAGAACGAUAGGGUUAUGAGCAGCGAAAAAGGAAGCAGUCGUGCAUUUUCUGCUUGUGCGCGUGUGUGUGUGUUGGAAUGGGGGGCCCCUUUAAUAGACAAGCCAUAGGAAGGAAGCCGUAGGUUAAUCAUCCAGUAGUGUAACACAAGUCCAUUAUUACUGUUUGUUUCAGCAUUAGACACAGGGGUCAUUACAGUUUUAACUCACUCAUGAGAAAGACACUAAUGUUGAUGUUUUACUUUGGGUUUACGAAUCACAUACAGCAAUACGAGACAAACGAUUAGUUUAGCAUUAAAUUUAAUCUUAAUUUAAGUAUCUUUUGGGCCCGAUCGGUCGACCAGUGUCGAGACGCGUAUAUGUAUAGCUCUCAACAGCACCGACACACUCUCGCCACCAAAUCUUAACAUCUGAUGUAUGAUCGUCCUUAUGAUCAGAUCUUUAUCUUCAUUGUUUACUCGCGUAUUAAUUAUGUUCGAAACGAUUAUCAAUCUGUUUGUUCCUUCGACACAGAAUCAAGCAUAGUAGCAGACUAUCGGGCGGAUCUGUCCGUUGAGAAGCGACAGGCAAAGAACGUUGAUCAGGGAAUAAAUCACUGGGAAAAUGCAUACAUUUUUGAACAGCAGCAUAGUCCUUACAUGUGUCUAUACACUUACACAGCAUAGAACGUUUUACAAAUUUCACGGUGGAAACAGUCCCGCAAAACAAAAAACGCGAAUAACACAUGAUAUGAUGGUGUGGUGUGGAAUCAGCCUAACCUUAACAUAACGAACGGAAACAACACACACACACACACGCAGUAAUAAAUGUAAUUAAAAUAA